This is a messenger RNA of Westerdykella ornata, 693 nucleotides long. RefSeq lists its product as uncharacterized. The transcript has 2 exons. The coding region runs from base 107 to 607 and encodes 166 amino acids. Lineage: Eukaryota; Fungi; Ascomycota; Dothideomycetes; Pleosporales; Sporormiaceae. The record is from RefSeq and is a predicted model, not a curated record.
CUGGCCGCCAUCAGCAGCACCCGGGCGAAGCGAGUUGUGGGACAGGCCCCCAACCGCCCUGUUCUUAGCCCUCCACUGGUUAAGAAAGGUGGCGUUCCCGCGUUUCAUGGUGGCACCUGGGCAAAGACAUCGUCUUAAUUAUGUACUUGGAAGACAGUACAUACUCCCUGGAGUGAUCGCAGCUCAGAAUCUCCGGAAGAGAGAGCGUCCCUUCUAUGUUUUCAGGCCCGUGACCAUGUUCUUGCGCGGCUCUUCGGGCGACAGGGAGGCCUGCACCAGCUGGCGAACCAGGGCCCAGAGAGGCGUUUGCGGCUGGACAGUGGCUGCAAGCCCGUCACACAUUGCCAACCCCCCAAGCCUCCACUCAACGGCUGAUCGCCGCCUUUCAUCAGUCACGCCCAUCGUGGCCCGCCGUGAGACAGUCGGUAGACGGUCGUCGUGGAGGGCCGAGGGGCGUGUCGAGUCUCCACAAGAUUCAGAGCCAUGCCCAAAUGUCACAUACGGUGAGAUCCCUUCUUCGACAUGCCAAUUCACCAGAUCUUAUUGUGAGGAUACUCCGAUUCUCGAAUCCGUCGGCAAGGGUGCCGUCAUUCACAGUACUGUAUAACGAGCUUCGUACGGAGUACUAGUUCUCAGCACACAGCCGGGAGAACGUUAUGUUAUCCACCAUAAGCCCCGGUACAUUAGUCCCCA